UGUAAAUAUAUUAAGUGGAGCCCACCUGAAGCUUCCUUGAAGCUUCCUCCUUUCUCAUAUUGUAUAUACACCUCAAUACAACAAUCAGAACAUGGUGAAAACAUAGAUUGAGAACUGAUAGAAAUGAGAAUCAAAAUUCAGUUCGGAUACCUCCUCUCUGUUUCCCAAAUUCUCUCCUCAGUUUUCUUUGGUUUUAUAACACGUUAUCAGCACGAUUUCUCUAUCUCCAAAUUCAGAGCCUUAACGCUCUCUCUCUCUCGCUCUCGUUUCAGAAACUGAAAAUUAGCUCCAUCACAUCCGCAGAUAUCAACCCAUUUUUUUUUUCAGAGAGAGAAAGAAAGAGAGAGAGAGGAGAAAGUAAAACCAUGAGAAUUGAUCAAGGCACCGACCAUUGAAUUGAUCAAGGGAGGCCAGCUUCUGUCUCUAAGAAAAGAAUAAAUAAAAAAAUAAAAAAUAUAAAAAAAAUAUAAAAAAAAAUUACAGCCCUUGUAAUUUUGAAUUUUGUGAGUCAUGUUUUUCUUUUUAGAAAAUCUUGAGAACUCAACAGCCAUCACAGAUUCAUGGAGUCGGCGUAAGCUUGGGUCCCGAGCCCAUCCAUGGAGUCGGCGAUCGGAGAAGACAUAGCCAAGGCGAAAGGGGUGGAUUUGGUGGUGGUGAACCCAGUUUUGGUGCUUGGACCACUUCUGCAACCAACCAUCAACGCCAGCAUCAUCCACGUCCUCAAGUACCUCACAGGCUCAGCCAAGAUUUAUGCCAAUUCUGUGCAGGCCUAUGUGCAUAAAUCUGUUGUCACUGACCCUGGUGAUGAUGAUACUGUUAACCCCAGACCCGGUACUCUUCGCCACGCUGUCAUCCAGAACGAGCCUCUCUGGAUUGUGUUCAAGCGAGACAUCAUGAACACAACUACACAAGACUCUGAUACCACCACAAGCACCACUGCCUCUGCAGCAGCCUCUUAUGAGGCUGCCCUUGAAGAGGCCCCACCACAACCACCGUCACCACCAGCUGCUGCUGCUGCAUCAGCAAAAACAGAGCCUCCCAUGGCUGCUUGCUACAAUAGACAACGCAUGGAGACACAACUGACGACGAGCAGCUCCGCCGGUUCUGGUGGACGAGCUGGGAGAGGCGUUGUUCGUACCAGUUGUUGGAGCAACUUGAAGUUUUGCAGCCACUCUGGAAGUUCCUUAGUGAUGAGCUGAGCCCUCUUGAUCAGAUGGAUACAGAGCCGUUUGAUCCACCAUGCUGCUCUUAGUGAUGAGCUGAAACAUUGAACCCCUGCAGCAGGCUCAUAUUUGAGGAUGCCCCUCCUCCUUAAUAUUCCUUCCAACCUCUUAACAGAGAGAAGAAGGAAUGAACAGGGGAGAUCUCGGAAGAGAUUUUGGAACCUGGGGCCGUACAACCGCCCACGUGAUCGCACGUGCGAGACAUGAAGCCAGGAAUUAAGGCGAUGGCGUCCUCUUCUCUCUUCGUCUCCCAAUCACCGAAGUGAAGCCCAGUCACUCCCACGUGCUCGAGCCGUCCUUGAACGACUGCCAUGGCUCAGCCUUGCUUUGAUCUUCAGAUGGGAUCAAGUUCAGCUUCAUGGGCUCCUUUGGGUGGUGCUCUGUUUUGGAGCAGAUAUGUUUGAGCAUGGAUCAAGCACCAGAGCCAGAAAUCCAAGCCAAACAUGAACAAGUUUUAUUCGAUGAACUCGGACGACUCGCCACUCCGCUUCCACUCCCCGAUCCGAUCUGACGCUGGCGAACUCGGCCAACUCGUCCAACAUACCAGAGUCGAGCAUUUCGUCCACUCGCUUGCACAGCUCGGAAGAGACAGAACCAUUGAACCCCGGUUCGAACACGCUCGGGUCUGGCUCCGAUAAGGCCCGCGACACCACAAGGCCUGGUUCCGGUAUGGGCCGUCGGCUGCGCCGGACUGAUGGGUCCCAGUGAGCAAGCUCGGCCGCCUCCCCGUGGCUCCACUCAGACCUUGCUCAUGGCUGUCGACACUAGCAAUGAUGCUGCUUGGGUCCAAUAUAACGGCUGCGUUGGCUGCGUUGACAGCCUUCCUCAAACACAGACCUUUGGCUCCUCUGAUUUCUCACAUAUUUUCCCAAACUUUCAUUUGGGAUUUGUUUAAACCCGAUUUCAUCAUCUGGGUUGGUCUCACCGAGGCUCCGUCAACUCUCUCCAGGUUGAUGGAGACACUGGUGACGGGCUGAGUGCAGAUAGAAAUGAAAACUGAAUGAGAAGACCUUCGUACAGAUUUUCAGUGGGAGGAGCAGCGCCCAUUUGGCUGCUGUGAGUGCUGCUUACCAUAGCAUGUAUGGGAGUUCACUGGAGAAGGCUGUGAAAAAGGAGACUGCUGCCAUGGCAGUCUAUAAUAUCGGGUUUCCUUGCAGACACAGCAGGUCCCGUUUGCACGGGUCCCUUUGAUGUUGUGAAAACAAAGCUGAUGGCUCAGAGCCGAGGUGUGGAUGGCCAGAUGAAAUAACAAUUAAUUAUUUCUUUUUCUUGUUUUUGCUUUUGCUUUCGGCGGUAGACAAAGGCAUACAAAGAUGAAUGGAUGAUGGCUGGCACCAAGAUGAAUGGAUGAUGGCUGGCACCAACUCGAUUUAGUCGAGAUGCUGUCGGGUAUCAUGGGUUGUGCUAUCCUGCUGCACAUGCAAAACCACCCACCGAAAAUAAAGAGAUAAGUACUCUGCCUUAAUCUAUUUCCUUCAAUUAAAUACAUUAUUAAAAUACCUACAGAUUUUAAUACUCCUGACCAGUUUAGAUUGCUCAAAUCACCAGUAUUUGUAAACCAUGCAUUGCGGGAGUAUUUUGUCAAGUUGGAUAAUCUGUUUUCAUAAAGGAAAUCAAUGUUUUUAAAUGUAAGGAUAAAACUUUUAUUGUUAUUUUUAAAAAUAUUGAUUGACACUUCCUAGUGGAACUGUGGCUUGAAAGAUACAGUUAUAUUUUACCGCAUGAUCAAUAAUGCUAGGAUGUUGUUAUGCUAAAAAUAAAAAACCAAAAUAUUCAUGAUGAAUUUGCCCGCUUGUUUUUUGUUAGAUGCAAUAUGAUAAAGCAAGAAUACUUAUUAUUUCUUUUUGCUUUCGGGCUUUUGUUUUCAUCAUAAUAUAUAGGCAUAUGCCUGAAAUUUCUCUUUUGAUA
Molecule: messenger RNA, 3131 nt
Organism: Prunus persica (peach)
Lineage: Eukaryota; Viridiplantae; Streptophyta; Magnoliopsida; Rosales; Rosaceae
Exons: 1
Coding region: 597-1199 (200 amino acids)
Molecular function (GO): pectate lyase activity
Source: RefSeq, a predicted model, not a curated record